ACUGCCAGUGUAGGGUUGGCAUUUACCACUCUGAGGCUUUUGGCACUUCUAUUAGCUAAAUCUCCCACACACAAGACAACCAAAGAUGGGCUGGGAUGGCGGAUACGAGCCCAAUGGCACUGAGGGCAAUAACUUCUACAUCCCAAUGUCCAACAAAACCGGCAUUGUCAGAAGUCCCUUUGAAUACCCGCAGUACUACAUGGUGGACCCAAUGAUCUACAAGCUCCUAGCCUUCUACAUGUUCUUCCUGAUCUGCACCGGAACUCCCAUCAACGGUCUAACGUUGUUUGUAACAGCUCAGAACAAAAAGCUACGGCAACCACUCAACUUCAUCCUGGUGAACUUGGCCGUGGCCGGGCUCAUCAUGUGCUGCUUCGGUUUCACCAUCACCAUCACAUCUGCUUUAAAUGGUUACUUCAUCCUCGGACCCACCUUCUGCGGUAUUGAGGGAUUCAUGGCAACACUUGGAGGUGAAGUUGCUCUCUGGUCCCUGGUUGUUCUGGCUAUUGAGAGAUACAUUGUUGUGUGCAAACCCAUGGGCAGCUUCAAAUUCACUGGAACUCACGCCGGAGCUGGAGUCCUUUCCACCUGGAUCAUGGCUCUUGCUUGUGCGGCACCCCCACUUUUUGGGUGGUCCAGGUACAUUCCAGAAGGCAUGCAGUGUUCCUGUGGACCUGACUACUACACCUUGGCCCCAGGAUUCAACAACGAAUCUUAUGUCAUCUACAUGUUUGUUGUUCACUUCUUCAUUCCUGUUUUCCUGAUUUUCUUCGCCUAUGGAAGCCUUGUCCUGACAGUCAAAGCCGCCGCAGCUCAGCAGCAGGACUCCGCUUCUACACAGAAAGCUGAGAAGGAAGUAACGCGUAUGUGUGUCUUGAUGGUGUUGGGCUUCUUGGUAGCUUGGACGCCAUAUGCAACCUUUGCUGGCUGGAUCUUUUUGAACAAAGGAGCAUCUUUCACAGCUCUGACUGCUGCCCUACCUGCUUUUUUUGCAAAGAGCUCAGCCCUGUACAACCCUGUUAUCUAUGUCCUGAUGAACAAACAGUUCCGUAAUUGCAUGCUCAGCACCAUUGGAAUGGGUGGCAUGGUGGAAGACGAGACCUCAGUGUCAACAAGCAAGACAGAAGUCUCAACAGCUGCUUAAGGACCAUGUGUCUUAAUCACGACGUCUUCAAGUCUGUGGACAAGUUCCUGAAUAAUUGUUGUCUGAUUUUAAUAGAGUCCACUCAAAAAAGAGACUUUUGCCAAAGUAAUUCAUGGAUUUAACAACUGUGGACCAAGGAAUUCUGUCUCAUCUGGUUAUGCAUGUAAAGUAUUAAGUGUAAAUUUUACCUUGGAGUUCAUCUUGUACAGCAGCUGCUUGAAUGUGUGUCUGUGAGUGCGUAUGUUGGAGUAUGCGUGGCUGAACUUGGAUCUCUGAACACCUCAACUAUAAAUACAGGCUGUGAACCGCUGAAAACCUUUAAUUGCUGAAUGUGCAAUCAAGUGUGGGGUGUUUGCUUGUAAUUAUAGGAGGGAACAUGUUUUACUGGUGUACCAGUGGCAUUAUUUUUAUGCAUUUUGUGAAAAACUGAUUAAAAAAAAAACUUAGUAAUGACUAGAUAAUAAAUGCAUGCAUCAAAUGAAA
Molecule: messenger RNA, 1627 nt
Organism: Girardinichthys multiradiatus
Lineage: Eukaryota; Metazoa; Chordata; Actinopteri; Cyprinodontiformes; Goodeidae
Product: green-sensitive opsin-like
Exons: 5
Coding region: 86-1144 (352 amino acids)
Biological process (GO): phototransduction; visual perception; G protein-coupled receptor signaling pathway
Cellular component (GO): membrane; photoreceptor outer segment
Molecular function (GO): G protein-coupled receptor activity
Source: RefSeq, a predicted model, not a curated record